Messenger RNA from Podarcis raffonei (Aeolian wall lizard), 3218 nucleotides. RefSeq names its product lipase C, hepatic type (gene LIPC). NCBI's taxonomy places the organism in Eukaryota, Metazoa, Chordata, Lepidosauria, Squamata, Lacertidae. Gene Ontology annotation, molecular function: lipoprotein lipase activity; apolipoprotein binding. The record is from RefSeq and is a predicted model, not a curated record. Gene Ontology annotation, biological process: lipid metabolic process. The transcript is spliced from 10 exons. Bases 77 to 1552 code for a protein of 491 amino acids.
GGGGGCUAUUCCUUUCCUUCCUGUGCCCACAUCACGCAGGAAAGCAGCCUCUCUUGUUGUGUAAAAAGGCAAAGAGAUGAGAAGCUUCCUGAUCUUUUCACUUCUGUUCCUUUCCUGCCUUGCUCUUAGUCCUGAGAUUCCAAAGAACAGGAAGAAGAAAAGGCCACAACUGCUGCCAGUCCGAAGGACCAGUCAUUCCCGCUCCGAAACAAAGUUCCUGCUCUACUCAAAUACCAUUGAAGAAGGCUGCCUGAUCGAAUUUAACCAGUUCGAUACUCUUGAAAAAUGCCGUUUCAAUGCCUCUCUUCCUUUGGUGAUGAUAGUCCACGGAUGGUCGGUGGAUGGAAGGCUAGAAGGCUGGAUUUGGAAGCUGGCCGAAGCCCUGAAAUCCCAGCUGACACAAACAAACGUGAUCAUCACUGAUUGGCUGGCCCUUGCGCAUGCGCACUACCCCAUUGCAGUGCAGAACACCCGAGAUGUUGGCCAAGAAAUCGCUCGAUUCCUGGAAUGGCUGGAGGAAUCUGUCCAGUUCUCCAGAGGCAAUGCUCACCUGAUUGGGUACAGCCUUGGCGCUCACGUCUCUGGCUUUGCUGGCAGCUACAUUAGGGGUGCAAGGAAGAUUGGCAGAAUUACAGGGCUUGACCCGGCUGGCCCUCUCUUUGAAGGCAUGUCCCCAACAGACCGCUUAUCACCAGAUGAUGCAGACUUUGUCGAUGCCAUCCACACCUUCACCCAGCAGCAAAUGGGCCUCAGCGUUGGCAUCAAGCAGCCUGUUGCUCACUUUGACUUCUACCCCAAUGGAGGGACUUUUCAGCCUGGAUGCCACAUCAUGCAUGUCUAUAAUCACAUAGUGCAGUAUGGAAUUACAGGUCUGGCUCAGACCGUGAAGUGUGCGCACGAAAGGUCCGUCCACCUCUUCAUCGACUCCCUGUGGCACAACAACCAGCACAUCAAGGGCUACUGGUGCAAAGACAUGCAGACCUUUGACAAGGGCCGGUGCCUCAGCUGCAGGGCAAAGAGGUGCAACAUCCUGGGCUACCAUAUUCGGAAGGAGAGGGUCCCUGGCAGCCGGCGGCUGUUCCUGAAGACGCGAGCCCAGAUGCCUUUCAAAGUUCAUCACUAUCAGUUCAAGUUCCGUUUCAUCAACGAAUUCAAAGAGAGGCAAAUAGAUCCAACAUUCACAAUUUCACUGACAGGCAGCAAAGACAACGUUGAAAACCUCUCCAUCACUUUAGUCGAAGGCAUUACAGGGAAUAAAACAUACACUUUUCUUGUCCCUCUGGAAAUUGAUAUUGGUGAGCUGAUGAUGAUCAAGUUGAAGUGGGAAGGGAUUGCAAUUUGGGAAAACAUCUGGAACACUGUUCAAACAAUCAUCCCAUGGGGAAAGGGCGACCGCCGACUGGGACUCAUCAUGGAGACGAUACGAGUCAAGGCAGGCGAAACUCAACAGAAAAUGACAUUCUGUUCUCAAAGCCUUGACGAUUUACACCUCUAUCCAGGCCAGGAGAAAAUGUUUGUAAGAUGUGAAGUAAGCUCCCAGAGGCUCAGGUGAAGAUACAAAUAAGCAAGAACCCGGAAAAACUGGCACUGCUCUUCAAUCACUUUUAAGCUGUACCUUUUCUUUGGGUUUUUCUUUCUUAACAUCUAUAAUUUUAAUGUAUAUAUCAUGGCUGGGCGGGCUGGGGUGGGGUCAUAGAAAACCCUGCUGGAUCCCAAAGUUCAAUUGUUUACAUUUAUCCCAAAUGUUGACUAAAGUGUGAAAACAGCUAAAUCAGCUGUUAAGUAGGCCAGAAUAUGCAUAUUUUAUAGAUGGUUAGACAGCAUGGAUUUUUCAUUAUCAACUCACUCAAUAAAGGGACAUACCAUUUUACACAAAAAGUUUUCUGGUCCAAUCUGGUUAGGAAAUUUAAACAGCACGUCAAGAUCUCAAAAUGAGCAAGAAUCGCUUGAGGUUUAUAGACUCAUUAAAAUUAAACCUUAAUGUGCGUCCCUAUUUUAAAAAGUCUGGGCAUUUUUAUGUUUUGAGUCAACAGCUUAGGUUAUGGACUUAGUUCAACAUUUGCCAGCCCAGUGCCCUCCUGUGCUGGCUGGGGCUGGUGGGAUUUGGAAUUCAAAACAUCUGGAGGGGGCCAGGUUGGUGAAAGCUGAUUGAGUUCAUAAUGCUACACCUGAAGAUGACCAUGUCAUGACAGUAUACAGUCCAGGGGGACAUUUGUGUCCUGUGCAAACUUCAUUGAAAUGCUGGGGCACUAUACAAAAGCAUUACAGUGGUAUCUCGUGUUACGUACCGCCGCUCUUACGAAUGCUUCAGGUUAUGCGCUCCGCUAACCCGGAAGUAGAUGCCCCUUGUUGCAAACUUUGCCCCGGGAUGCAAGCGGAAGUCGCGCUCAGGCAGCGCAGCAGCAGCGGGAGGCGCCAUUAGCGAAAGCGUGCCUCAUGUUACAAGUGGUUUCUGGUUACGAACGGACCUCCGGAACGGAUUAAGUUCAUAACCAGAGGUACCACCGUACUGUAGAGAAGACUUACAUAGCUGGUGAUUUUGAAAGUACACUUGUAUAACCCCUUCUGCACUCAUAUAACACCCAUUCAACAAUUAUUAUUAUUUAUUGAAUUUAUAUACCGCCCUAUACCCGUAGGUCUCAAUGAAAUGGUAGAAGGCACCUUCGGAAUUUGGAUUCCCUUUGCUAUAUCUAGGAGGGCUGGUCCAAGACUGUUCAGUGCUUCUAGCGAAGGGCAUUAUCUGACUGGAUUGGUAGCUGAAUCUUCUACCAACACUGGCGUUGGAGAGCAUCUUCCACUCCACCCAAGGGCAGCAAGCAGGCCACAUGCCAUGCACACACACCCCUUCCUCUCCAUCUUGCUGCUGCUUCCUGCCUCCUGCCAAAUGGGUCAAGCCCAGCUAGACAGCUCUGCAGGGAAAAUACUGCCCAUUUGCUUCCCUUAAAAGGGAAAGCCAGUCCUGUUAGCCAUACAAGCAUUAGUAAAAUUAAGGCUUAUGGCUCAAGCUUAACAUUGGUGUGAAAGUGAAGUCUUGAUUUUGUGCCCAUAAUGUGUUUUGGGAUUAUAGCCUAUAAUUCUAACACACUUUAUGAGCACAAGAUCAAGGUUAAAUUUCAUACCAGCUAAAUUAAAAGCAAGCAUUCAUUGGAAUCACAUGUUUGGGUGCAUGUUUAGUAUGGCAUGAACAUAUAUUCCCACUGUGACCAGCAUCUGCAGUA